GCUACUGGCUGCCUGGUAUGACGCUAAAAUAAAUAGGCUUGACCCUGGUUCUUGCACAAACUGGCAGAAAAAUAGAGUCUUGUUGUGAGUCUUGGUUGCCAUUCAGGCACGCAUAAAUCGGAGAUCCAAUAUGAUAGCUGCGUUUGUGUUCGAAUACUGACCUUGUAAUAGAUGAGUAGAAUGCGGCUUUCCAGAAUCUUGUAAACACGAAAAAAAUCUAAGUUAUCCAUACUCUUUUUGCAAUGUGACAGUCGAAGAUGUGUCAGCGAGGAAAGAGGUAAACGAAUGGGAUAAGCAAGGAAGGGCAUGUAUAGAAGUUGGGACUCCACGCGACAAGGAUAAUGCAAAAGGAACAGCUUGAAAGUUGGAGGAGGAUCAUCACAGCUCGAGGCUACUACACAAAUCCGACCGAUCACCACAAUACCCUGGACGUCCACUAUCACACAACAGCAAGCAGACUCAUGGACCUUCACCACUAUUCUCUACCUCGCGCGCGGCCACAUGAUGCGCUGCGAUCUUCUAGAAUCCUGCUGCAGCCGUCAAUGAUGUUUUUCAUCUUUUGCUUAUUGGUGUUGCUUUGCUCUGCUGGCUCCAUUUGUGUCUUCUUCUUUCCCUCUAUCGUCUCCAUGAGAUCCACGUCGAUCGGCUGCCGGCAAUACGGACACAGGUCCCCACUAGCUCCUUGCUGCAUGUGA
Molecule: messenger RNA, 695 nt
Organism: Amoebophrya sp. A25
Lineage: Eukaryota; Dinophyceae; Syndiniales; Amoebophryaceae
Source: the annotation of a GenBank genome assembly